GAGAUGGACAGUCGAGAGAGAGCAGCCCCAAUGGCGACAUGGAGCGAGAGAGUUUCUUUGAAGGAAAGAACAUGGCACUUUUUGAGGAGGAAAUGGACAGUAACCCCAUGGUGUCCUCGCUCCUCAACAAGCUGGCCAACUACACCAACCUGAGCCAAGGCGUGGUGGAGCACGAGGAGGCCGAGGACAGCCGGAGGCGCGAGGUCAAGAACCCAGGCAUGGGCACCUUCAUCGGCGUCUACCUGCCCUGCCUGCAGAACAUCCUCGGCGUGAUCCUCUUCCUGCGCCUGACGUGGAUUGUGGGCGUGGCCGGCGUCCUGGAGUCCUUCCUCAUCGUGUUCAUGUGCUGCACCUGCACGAUGCUCACCGCCAUCUCCAUGAGUGCGAUUGCCACCAAUGGCGUGGUCCCAGCUGGUGGCUCGUACUACAUGAUAUCGCGGGCCCUGGGGCCAGAGUUUGGGGGAGCCGUGGGCCUCUGCUUCUAUCUGGGCACGACCUUUGCAGGGGCCAUGUAUAUUUUGGGGACCAUUGAGAUUUUUCUGACCUACAUCUCCCCUGGCGCAUCCAUCAUCCACGCCCAGUCGCCGGACGGCGAGGCUGUGGCCAUGCUGCACAACAUGCGAGUGUAUGGGACGUGCACCCUGGCCCUCAUGGCCAUGGUGGUCUUUGUGGGCGUCAAGUACGUCAACAAACUGGCCCUGGUGUUCCUGGCCUGUGUGGUGCUGUCCAUCCUUGCCAUCUACGCCGGCGUCAUCAAGACCGCCUUCGACCCGCCGGACAUCCCGGUUUGUCUGCUCGGGAACCGCACGUUAUCGAGGCGCAACUUUGACAUCUGUGCCAAAGUCCUCACCACCAACAACGGCACGGUGACCACCGCGCUCUGGGGCCUCUUCUGCAACAACUCCAUGCCCAGCGCCAUCUGCGACGAGUACUUUGCCCAGAACAACCUCACGGAGAUUCAGGGGAUCCCCGGCGUGGCCAGCGGCGUCUUCCUGGAUAACCUGUGGAGUGUGUACACGGACAAAGGCAUGUUUGUGGAGAAGCAGGGCACGCCCUCCGUAGCGGUGCCAGAGGAGAGCAGAAGCAGCAAGCUGCCCUACGUGUUCACCGACAUCAUGACCUAUUUCACCAUGCUGGUCGGCAUCUACUUUCCCUCCGUGACCGGCAUCAUGGCAGGCUCGAACCGAUCGGGGGACCUCAGGGACGCCCAGAAGUCGAUCCCCACAGGGACCAUCAUGGCCAUUGUGACCACAUCUUUCAUUUACCUCUCCUGCAUCAUGCUUUUUGGGGCCUGCAUCGAAGGCGUGAUCUUGCGAGAUAAGUUCGGGGAAGCCCUGCAGGGGAACCUGGUCAUUGGCAUGCUGGCCUGGCCCUCGCCCUGGGUCAUCGUCAUCGGCUCCUUCUUCUCCACCUGCGGCGCCGGCCUGCAGAGCCUGACAGGGGCACCGCGCCUGCUGCAGGCCAUCGCCCGAGACGGCAUCAUCCCCUUCCUCCAGGUGUUCGGCCACGGGAAGGCCAACGGGGAGCCCACGUGGGCCCUGCUGCUCACUGCCCUCAUCUGUGAGAUCGGCAUCCUCAUCGCUUCCCUGGACAGUGUGGCCCCCAUCCUCUCCAUGUUCUUCCUCAUGUGCUACAUGUUUGUGAACCUGGCGUGCGCGGUGCAGACCCUACUGCGCACCCCCAAUUGGCGCCCACGCUUCAGAUACUACCACUGGACCCUGUCCUUCCUGGGCAUGAGCCUGUGCCUGGCGCUGAUGUUCAUCUGCUCCUGGUACUAUGCCCUGUUCGCCAUGCUCAUCGCCGGCUGUAUCUACAAGUACAUCGAGUACCGAGGGGCUGAGAAGGAGUGGGGCGAUGGUAUCAGGGGGCUGUCGCUCAACGCUGCCCGCUAUGCCCUGCUGCGUGUGGAACACGGCACCCCCCAUACCAAGAACUGGAGGCCCCAGGUGCUGGUGAUGUUGAACCUGGACUCUGAACAGUGUGUGAAGCACCCCCGCCUGCUGUCCUUCACCACGCAGCUCAAGGCUGGCAAGGGCCUCACCAUCGUGGGCUCUGUGCUGGAGGGGACCUACCUGGACAAGCAUGUGGAGGCCCAGCAGGCUGAGGAGAACAUCCGGUCCCUGAUGGGUGCCGAGAAGACCAAAGGCUUCUGCCAGCUGGUUGUGUCCUCCAACCUGCGGGAUGGCAUGUCGCACCUGAUCCAGUCGGCUGGCCUGGGGGGCAUGAAGCACAACACGGUGCUCAUGGCCUGGCCCGAGUCCUGGAAGGAGGAGGACAACCCUUUCUCCUGGAAGAACUUUGUCGACACUGUUCGCGACACCACGGCCGCGCAGCAGGCCCUGCUGGUGGCCAAAAACGUGGACCUGUUUCCGCAAAACCAGGAACGCUUCAGCGAUGGGCACAUCGACGUGUGGUGGAUCGUACACGACGGGGGCCUGCUCAUGCUGCUGCCCUUCCUGCUGCGGCAGCACAAGGUGUGGAGGAAGUGCCGGAUGCGCAUCUUCACGGUCGCGCAGGUGGACGACAACAGCAUCCAGAUGAAGAAGGAUCUGCAGACGUUCCUGUACCACCUCCGGAUCAGCGCGGAGGUGGAGGUGGUGGAGAUGGUUGAGAACGACAUCUCCGCCUUCACCUAUGAGAAGACGCUGGUCAUGGAGCAGAGGAGCCAGAUGCUGAAGCAGAUGCAGCUGUCCAAGACGGAGCGGGAGAGGGAGGCUCAGCUAAUUCAUGACCGGAAUACUGCAUCCCAUUCUGUGGUGGCCACCAGGACCCGAGCCCCUUCCACGCCCGACAAAGUGCAGAUGACCUGGACGAAGGAGAAGCUGAUCGCCGAGAAGUUGAAGAACAAAGAGGCCAACAUGUCCGGGUUCAAAGACCUCUUCAGCCUGAAGCCAGAAUGGGGAAACCUGAACCAGUCCAACGUCAGGAGGAUGCACACGGCUGCUACGUGUCUCAUGGGAUCAGCUAUGGCCUUAACUCCGUCCACCCCAGAUAUGGAGUUCCUUGAGGUCCUGACCGAGGGGCUGAACAGGGUGCUCCUGGUCCGGGGCAGUGGCCGGGAGGUGAUCACCAUCUACUCCUAA
Molecule: messenger RNA, 3083 nt
Organism: Myotis davidii
Lineage: Eukaryota; Metazoa; Chordata; Mammalia; Chiroptera; Vespertilionidae
Gene: SLC12A7
Product: solute carrier family 12 (potassium/chloride transporter), member 7
Exons: 24
Coding region: 39-3083 (1014 amino acids)
Biological process (GO): chloride ion homeostasis; potassium ion homeostasis; chemical synaptic transmission
Cellular component (GO): membrane
Molecular function (GO): potassium:chloride symporter activity
Source: RefSeq, a predicted model, not a curated record